CUCUCUGCUCACUCUGCUCUCUCACACACUCUGAACAUCACCACAACUAGACGGAGACUGAAUGAAAUCAAACGAGUGACUUUGUUUUUUCUUAUUUAUUUUUUUCUGGAUGGAUACUCGUUUGUUGGGAGGAUGUUGCAGGGAGUCCAGGAUCCUGAAUAUGUUUGGACGCUCGGAGCAGAUGGACGACCUGUCUCCUGCCAAGUGCUGCAGCUCUGUGGAGUCAUUCCUGUGUUUGAGUACGAGCAUCCCUCAGGAGUUUAGUGUGUCACUGGGACCUUGAGUCGCAGCUACACACACACACACACACACACAGACACACACUGGUGUUCGGCCGCUCCCCAGCUCCCCAGCCCUGCCAGACCUCUUAUCUCUAAAAGAUUGAUGAGGUCCCGUCCAGGCGCCCGAGGCCUGGCACAGCGUUGAUAAGGCAGCUUUCCUUUCAGCACAUUAUACCCCCCCCCCCCCCCCCUUCCUUUCUCCUCCUCUUCUCCAUCACACGGAGGGAAGCGUUCGGGUCGAGAGGGACGGCCCCCUCAGAAGACAUGAGAUGCCCCGGAGCUGACAGCUCUGUCUCCUCCUGUCACUCCAUCGUGGUCGGCGAGCAGGACGCCAGAGACGGCAUGUCCCUGUCCAACUGCUGGAGCUGGAAUAGAGUGAAACUGCAGAGAGACGCUCAGAGCUGAGAGCACGUCACGCACACCUGCACACACACACACACAUAAACACACCCACUGUUCCACACAGGACAAUGUGCAACAUCUCGUUCUGUGAGGUGGACAGUAAGGUGGACCAGUUCUUCCAGCCCACGCUCUACAUCAUAGUCAUCGUCCUGGGGCUGCCCACUAACUGCAUGGCUCUGUGGGCGGCCUACAUGCAGGUGCGCCAGCGUAACGAGCUGGGCAUCUACCUGAUCAACCUGUCGGUGGCCGACCUCCUGUACAUCACCACGCUGCCGCUGUGGAUCGACUACUUCCUGCAGCACGACGACUGGAUCCACGGCCAGGAGAGCUGCAAGCUGUUCGGCUUCAUCUUCUACACCAACAUCUACGUCAGCAUCGCCUUCCUCUGCUGCAUCUCGCUGGACCGGUACCUGGCGGUGGCGUACCCCAUGCGCUUCGCCAAGGUCCGACGAAUCAAAACAGCCGUCCUGGUCAGCGCCAUGGUGUGGAUCAUCGAGAUCGUGGCCAACUCGGCUCCUCUCUUCCACGACGAGCUCUUCCAGGAUCGCUUCAACCACACCUUCUGCUUUGAGAAGUAUCCCAUGCAGGACUGGGUGGCCGGGAUGAACCUGUACAGGACGUUUCUGGGCUUCCUGGCGCCCUGGACGGCCAUGCUGGUGGCCUACAGAGGGAUCCUCGCCGCCGUGCGCUGCAACGUCUCAACGGAGCGCGAGGAGAAGGCAAAGAUCCAGCGCUUGGCUCUGAGUCUGAUCCUGAUUGUGUUGCUCUGCUUCGGACCGUACCACAUCCUCCUCCUGGUGCGGAGCGUCAUGUUCCUGAACAAGCCGUGUGACUGCAGCUCGGAGGAGAGCCUGUUCGCGGCGUACCACGUGUCGCUAGCGCUGACCAGCUUGAACUGUGUCGCGGACCCCAUUUUGUACUGUUUCGUCAACGAGGGCGCUCGGCACGACGUGGGCCGAGCCCUGUCAGCGAUGAUCUCUGUGGCCUGCCACAGGGGCUCCUGCUCCUCGCCAUCACACGGCGACAUGCUGAACGCCGGCUCGGUCACGGUGGAAACGCCCCUAGCGGCGAAGAAGCAGCCGUGCGUGUACGCUGACGGCGGCAAGACGAGCAGCUACAAGACGGAGCUGGUGGCUCUGAAGGAGGAGUGUCUACAGAUGACCAUCCUCAGUGUCAGGAAGUGACUCGCACCCGCAACAGGAAGUAGCGGGUUCAAGCUGCGCAGGUCAGGGGGGGGAGGAACAUCCCAACACGUCUGGUUUCUUCUGGUCUGACCGGGUGCAGUCAGACACACUCGGGGCUGAAGAUCCUUAGAGUCAACGUUUCCACUCAGUGGCGCUGAUGAAGUAAACAGGACGCACAGUCUGGAGCCGGGUCGCAGCCCCGGCAAAAUGCUUAUGGCAAUUAUGAGAGGAGUUCAUGAGCAGAGCCUCAGUGCUGGAUGAAGAAUACAUACCAGAAAACUAUGAGAUUAUGAGAUCUGCUUUGUAAUUGUAAUAUUUAUGAAUAGAGGAGAAGGAAUGUGAAGUUUGGCCUGAAGGUGGAGCCUGAAGACCUGAAGGUUGAUCUCUGAGUGACAGCUCGUCAGGGUCGGUUCCAUGUCGCUGCUUUGGGUUCACGACCCGUUUCACACUAAUGCAGAUGUUUACCAAAACUAACCUGCUCCUCUGGGUUCGAGCUUCACGUCCUCACCAAACGUCCAGAUCUUUACAAACGUGGAGAUUAGUGGAGAUGCUAGUAAUGUUUCCACUGGCAUCGUUGAAGUAGACUUUAUCGCCACCUACUGGCCCAGCAUGCAUGUUGUAGUCAUUUGUGUGUUCGCGUCUCAAUAUUUAAUAACAGAUCUUUUAUUCUAAUUCUAAUUUUCAAAAAAAAUAUCCGCAGUAUUGUCGACCAGUCUUGAUUACGUUACUUGUGCACGGCUGUACUGAAUGCUGAUGUCAUCAUAUCAACAUGCUGUGUCAUCUUAUUAAAAUGCUGUGUCAUCAUAUCAACAUGCUGUGUCAUCGCUGCCAAGGAUUCAGACAUUGGAUUUUGAGGUCAACACUUUGAGGUUCAGUAUGAAGAGUCAGGGUCCCACCAAAGUCCUGAGGAUUCAGCCCCAGUGGACCAUUAAUGUCUUGCACCACUUUUCAUGCCAAUCCUCCCAGUAGAUGUUGAACUGGUUCUGCGUUGGUGCAUCAGAACGACAGACCAGCCCAGUGCCCUGCAGCCAUCAAGCUGAAUUUGAUCACUGUGCCAGGACUCAUUCAUGCCCCGGAGGACGUCCUCUGAUAUUUAAGUGGAUUUAUUCAAACAGACGCCCUCUGGACGGGUGAGACAGGAAGACACCUUUGGGCUCCAGCGGGACAAGUUGGGGGUUUGACGCCUGAAGCUGCCACUUUGGAAGAUACCAGAAGAACAGUGGUGUGAUGCAAGAACAGAUUCCUGUUCCAAUGCUCGUUGGAAACGUCUGCACUGUUUCGUUGGUGUUUAAAGGAAACAGUGUGAAGUACCUCAGCCUCCUCUUUAAUGUGAGCCAUGUUGUUUGUUGUUUUUCUUUCUUGUUUUACGACAAAUUAAAACCAAAACCUUUACGUGAAUUCA
Messenger RNA from Platichthys flesus (European flounder), 3269 nucleotides. RefSeq names its product G protein-coupled receptor 4 (gene gpr4). Gene Ontology annotation, cellular component: membrane. Gene Ontology annotation, molecular function: G protein-coupled receptor activity. NCBI's taxonomy places the organism in Eukaryota, Metazoa, Chordata, Actinopteri, Pleuronectiformes, Pleuronectidae. The record is from RefSeq and is a predicted model, not a curated record. Bases 752 to 1867 code for a protein of 371 amino acids. Gene Ontology annotation, biological process: G protein-coupled receptor signaling pathway. The transcript has 4 exons.